Molecule: messenger RNA, 390 nt
Organism: Papaver somniferum (opium poppy)
Lineage: Eukaryota; Viridiplantae; Streptophyta; Magnoliopsida; Ranunculales; Papaveraceae
Product: heat shock protein 90-3-like
Exons: 1
Coding region: 1-390 (129 amino acids)
Biological process (GO): protein folding
Molecular function (GO): ATP hydrolysis activity; ATP binding; ATP-dependent protein folding chaperone
Source: RefSeq, a predicted model, not a curated record
AUGCGGGCCGAGGAAAAUCAGCGUGAAAGGGAUCGUUGGAUCAGAAAGUGGGAGGAGGAGAAGGAGGAGGCUAAGAGAUUGAUAAAGGAGAGCCUGCAGUGUCUGUGCAAUGUGAUGAAAGACGUGCUAGGUGAUAGAGUUCAGAACGUUGUUGUCUCCGGCUGUUUCGAAUAUUCUUCCCCUUGUUCCUCUUCUUGUCUACUGAAGGACUCAGGCAUGGGUGGGAAGACAUUAGAGAUCAACCCUCAUGACCAUGUCAUUAAGGACCUCAAGAAGAGGUCUGAUGCUGACAAGAAUGACUUUCAUGUCAGGAAUGCAACUCUUCUGUUGUUUAACUAUGCUGAAUUGCAUUACAAGACGAUGCGGGAGCAGCAAACUGCAAAAGUUUAG